Molecule: messenger RNA, 834 nt
Organism: Chelmon rostratus (copperband butterflyfish)
Lineage: Eukaryota; Metazoa; Chordata; Actinopteri; Chaetodontiformes; Chaetodontidae
Gene: hoxa11b
Product: homeobox A11b
Exons: 2
Coding region: 1-834 (277 amino acids)
Biological process (GO): anatomical structure development; regulation of transcription by RNA polymerase II
Cellular component (GO): nucleus
Molecular function (GO): RNA polymerase II cis-regulatory region sequence-specific DNA binding; DNA-binding transcription factor activity, RNA polymerase II-specific
Source: RefSeq, a predicted model, not a curated record
AUGGAUUUUGAUGAGCGCAUCUCUGGCUCCAAUAUGUAUUUACCGAGCUGCACUUAUUACGUCUCCGGAGCCGACUUCUCGGGUCUCCCUCAUUAUUUAACCCAGAGCCAGUCCUCUUGCCCCAUGACAUACCCCUACCAGUCCUCAGCCCUGCCACAGGUCCCGUCCGUGAGAGAUGUGGCUUUCAGAGACUAUGGGAUUGAUACCUCCAGCAAGUGGCACCACAGCAGGGGGAGCCUAUCACACUGCUACACCGAGGACAUCGUGCACAGGGACGGCUGGACGAGCCCGACCUCGCGGGGGGGAGAGAUCCUGGUGAAAGGCGGCUCCAGCGCCAGCCACUCCGGCUCCUCCAACCCGGCGCACGGAUUUUAUGGCAGCGUCGGCAGGAACGGCGUCCUGCCGCAGGCUUUCGACCAGUUCUUCGACACUGCCUACGGGAGCUCGGAGCACAGCACAACCCCGACAGCACAUGCGGCGGACGCGGACAAACACGCCGCCAAAACAAGCCCCGCUCCGGCUCAUCCGGGCUCGGACACGGCGGAGAGCUUUAGCCCCAAGUCGUCCUCCGGCCACAGCGAGGAGAAACAGAGCAAAAGCAGUGGCCAGAGGACGCGCAAGAAGAGGUGUCCAUACUCAAAGUAUCAGAUCAGGGAACUGGAGAGGGAGUUCUUUUUCAGCGUUUACAUCAACAAGGAGAAGCGUCUGCAGCUCUCGCGGAUGCUCAAUCUGACAGAUCGCCAGGUCAAAAUCUGGUUUCAGAACAGGAGGAUGAAGGAGAAGAAGCUGAACAGAGACCGUUUACAGUACUACACCACAAACCCCCUGCUAUAA